AUGUCCGACAACGAAAUAGAGGUUAUCGGCACCAUAGAUUAUCCAGAAGAGGAAGAUGAAAUGAACUAUGAGAAGCUUUUACUCAGCGAUGAUUCCGAUGCUGAUGAUGACGAAACACUCGAAAUAUUACUGAGAAAUGCGAAAUCUCAUACAGCCGCUAAUGCAAAGCAAAAUGAAGAAACAGUAGUCGAAGAUCCAUCCAACAAUCUUAUCGAAAAUUGUGAUAGCUUUGUCCGCGCUUUUCUCACACAAAAACGUUUACAUGAAACAUUGAAUACUUUUCAAGCAGAAUGGUAUAAACUUGAAGCAACAGGCAGAUUAGACCGUUCUAAAAUAGGUAAAGUUCCAUUACGUUACAUUGAAUAUUAUAAUGCUGAUCAAAAACUUCGCAAACUCGAGUCUGAAGUACGCAGAAUGCAAGAAACAGCUACACGUGUACAAAAGACAUGGUCAAAACUUAAAGUUGAUCGUGAUAACUACAAACUUAAUCAUAUGCGUGUUGGAUAUGAAAAACAUGCAACAUUGGAAGCAAUUCGUGGUGUAUUAAAUCAAACAAACAAGAAAAUGCCUACACUCGACGAUCUUAACAGUAAAAUCGAAGCAGCUGACAAAGAUCGCAUGUUACUUGAGCUUGAAGUGCAAAGACUUCGUCAAAUGCACGAGCGUCUUCUUGCAGCUCAACCAAAGCCAGAACCGAAGACUCCAAAGACGGCAAAGAAAUCAAAAGAAGAACAAGAAGCCCAACAACCACCGAAAAUCCAAAUUACGCAAGUCCUUCCACAAAAAGAAGGUCUCAAUCCAUACGUCGAUGUUGGAAAACCAAAGCUCGACCAACUUACUCAUCGUGUUGUUCAUAAAGCUCACGACUGCCCAGUUUCAGCAGUUGCCGUCCAUCCAAAGCGCAAAGUCUAUGCAACAGCAGGUGAUGACGCCGUCUGGCAUCUUUGGAACGCCGAUAAUAACGAACUCCUCAUAUCUGGUCGUGGUCAUACCAAAUACAUCACUUCACUUGCCUUCCAUCCACGUGGCGCCCACAUAGCAACAACAUCUGCCGAUGGAACAGCCCGCGUUUGGGACUUUUUGUCCUCAAAGUGUUCGCUUGUUCUCCAAGGCCACACAGAUGUUGUUUGGUCAGCUGAUUUCCACUCAGGAGGCAGAGUUCUUGCAACAUGUGGCAUGGACUCAACGAUCAGGCUCUGGGAUAUGCAGGGCGGCCAGCAGCUCUCUAUUGUCCAUCAAGGAGAAAGAGAUGUAAACGUUGUUCGAUGGCUUCCUUUCUCUAACACUUUCGUGACAGGAGAUGCUGAACACGUCGUCGGAUUAUGGGAUGCCAGACAGGCAGCAAUGAUAAACAGAGGUCUUGGCCAUACAAGCACUGUUUUCGGUGUCGCGCCGUCAUUAAAUGGCAAAUAUAUUGCUUCAGUUGAUGGCGCUGGCGGUGUCAAAGUUUGGGAUAUAAGAAACAUGGAUGUUGCUUUCGAGACGAAAUAUACUUCAUGCAUUAACGCAUGCGGAUUCGAUAUGUCUGGAUCAUUCAUUUUCGGUGCUUGCAAUGAUGGAAAGGCAAUGGUUUUCCUCAACGACCAGGAGAAAUCUACUUGGGCAAUGGCUUCUUUCGACGCUCCUUGCGAGACAAUUGCAGCUAAUAACGACUGCGAUUUGGUUGUCUGCGGCUGUAUGGAUGGAAAUGUCGCUGUUUGCACAAUGAAUUAA
Trichomonas vaginalis G3 is the source of this 1713-nucleotide messenger RNA. RefSeq names its product U4 snRNA binding. The coding region runs from base 1 to 1713 and encodes 570 amino acids. Gene Ontology annotation, molecular function: protein binding. Lineage: Eukaryota; Parabasalia; Trichomonadida; Trichomonadidae. The transcript has a single exon. The record is from RefSeq and is a predicted model, not a curated record.